AUGGACCAAGCAUCAGGAGGCCAAGGCGACCUAAACUGGCGUCUCAGCGCGCAUCCGAUCACGCUACUUGUCUUUUUGGGCAUUCGCAUCGGCGCGCUACUGAUGUACCUCUUCGGUGUACUGUUUAUCGAUGACUUUAUUCUCGUCUUCAUUUUCACCCUUCUUCUCCUCUCUGCGGAUUUCUACUACCUGAAGAACAUUGCCGGACGCCGGCUGGUCGGCCUACGUUGGUGGAAUGAGGUCGAUACCACGACUGGCGACUCGCAGUGGGUCUUCGAAUCUUCAGACCCCAACGUUCGCACUGUGACAGCUACCGACAAGCGAUUCUUCUGGCUGAGCUUGUAUGUUACACCUGCUCUGUGGGUAGGCCUUGCGAUUUUGGCUAUUGUGAGACUGGUGGGCGUUAUUUGGCUCAGUCUGAUCGUCAUUGCUCUUAUCUUGACCAUUACCAACACCAUGGCCUUUUCGCGUUGCGAUAAGUUUGGCCAGGCUUCGACAUAUGCCAACUCCGCUUUGGGCGGUGGUAUAGUGAACAACAUUGCGGGUGGCCUGCUGGGCAGGCUGUUCCGGUGA
Molecule: messenger RNA, 573 nt
Organism: Penicillium bovifimosum
Lineage: Eukaryota; Fungi; Ascomycota; Eurotiomycetes; Eurotiales; Aspergillaceae
Product: DUF846 domain-containing protein
Exons: 4
Coding region: 1-573 (190 amino acids)
Biological process (GO): vesicle-mediated transport; protein secretion
Cellular component (GO): Golgi membrane
Source: RefSeq, a predicted model, not a curated record